Cyphellophora attinorum is the source of this 384-nucleotide messenger RNA. RefSeq lists its product as uncharacterized. The transcript has 2 exons. Bases 1 to 384 code for a protein of 127 amino acids. The record is from RefSeq and is a predicted model, not a curated record. Lineage: Eukaryota; Fungi; Ascomycota; Eurotiomycetes; Chaetothyriales; Cyphellophoraceae.
AUGGCUACCAACGUUGGCCACGAAGUCACCUCCGAGGACGUCCGCAAAAUCGAGGCCCAAGAAGCCAAAUUCCAUGGCGGCAAGCUCCCAGUCUCGAGGAAGGCGGCGAAGCAGCUGCUCUCAAGGUUCCAAAAGCUCUCGGAACAAGAAUCCAAAGCCGAGCAAAUCGACCGCGUCAAGGCCAAUCUCCCGCUCCCCGACCAGCCAGUAGGCGGUGCGAGCGCCGAUCUUCAGUCUGCGGAUCAGAGAACGGUCAAUGUGGGCAGCGGCGGUGUCAACGUGAAGUUGGGAGCUAGUGAGAAUGGACUGGGAGGAGGACCGGCGACCGCGGAGAGCAGUGCACGGGUUGAUGGGGAGGAGUUGCGGAAGCCGACCCAACCGUAA